CGGGCGGUCUGGAGACGUGCAGACGGCAGGGGUGCAGGUGGUGCGGUGGGAGCGUCACAACCCGGCUGGGGCCGCCUGGGAUGCGCCGCCGGUUGUAGAGGGGGGAAGGCACCGCACACAACACCUUCCUGACUGGGCCCUGACAUGCCUGCCCUUGAGAGCCUCCGGGUGGAACAGCUGUUGGACCCAUUGAAACGACGGGAUGAAAGCUCUACCUAAAAACACGAUGUGACUGGAAGAGACCUGUCAUUAUGCAAACAGUAAGGCACUCGGAACAGACACUUAGAACAGCUCUCAUCUCAAAGAACCCAGUGCUUGUGUCCCAGUAUGAGAAGUUUAAUGCUGCAGAACGGCGUUUGAUGAACGAAGCCUUCCAACCAGCCAGUGAUCUCUUUGGACCCAUUACCUUGCAUUCUCAGUCAGAUUGGAUCACCUCCCAUCCUGAGCCUCCCCAAGACUUCGAAGAGUUUUUCAAUGCUCCUUCCAGAAAGACACCCUCUCCGGAGAAGCGCAGUAUUUAUAUACAGUGCAUUGGAUUGCUAGGAAACACCAGAAUUAUCAGUGAAGAAUAUAUUAAAUGGCUCAAGGGCUACUGUGAAGCAUUUUUCUAUGGCUUGACAGUAAGACUUCUGGAACCGGUCCCUGUCUCCGCAACGAGGUGUUCCUUUAGGGUCAAUGAUAGCACACAGAAGCUACAAAUACACGCAGGGCACAUCCUGAAGUUCUUAAAAAGGAAGAAACCCGAAGAUGCCUUCUGUGUUGUGGGAAUAACCAUGAUUGAUCUUUACCCAAGAGACUCCUGGAAUUUUGUCUUUGGACAGGCCUCUUUGUCAGAUGGUGUGGGGAUAUUCAGCUUUGCCAGGUAUGGAAGUGAUUUUUACAACUCAAGCUAUGAAAGCAAAGGGAAGGCAUUGCAGAAAAAGUCUUCGAAUGACUAUUCGGUUUUUGAUAACUACUACGUUCCUGAAGUGACUAGUAUUUUGCUGCUUCGGUCCUGUAAGACUUUAACCCACGAGAUUGGACACAUAUUUGGACUUCGGCACUGCCAGUGGCUUGCAUGCCUGAUGCAAGGCUCCAACCACUUGGAAGAAGCUGACCGGCGCCCCCUAAAUCUGUGCCCGAUCUGUUUACGCAAGUUGCAGUGUGCUAUUGGCUUCAACAUUGUAGAAAGAUACAAAGCCCUGGUGAGGUGGAUUGAUGAUGAGUCCACUGAAGCACCUCGAGUCACUCCGAAACAUAGUCAUGAGGACAGUGUGAAUUUGCCCAAACCGGUGGAAGCCUUUAAGGAGUGGAAAGAGUGGAUAAUGAAAUGCCUUGCCGUUGUCCAGAAAUAAGAACCUUCAAAUAGGAGUAAUUAAAAUAAAUACUUGCACAGUGUGCUUUCUUUUGAAUGGAGUGUUUUAUUGGAAUAAACUGUUUACUGAUUCUGCCCUGUAUAAAAGUAACAUAAUAGAAGCACCUUUAAAGCACCUGCACUUGAAUUGAGACCCACUUUGAAUGAUAAAAACUCUAGUCUCUU
Messenger RNA from Molossus molossus (Pallas's mastiff bat), 1519 nucleotides. It is a transcript of the gene AMZ2, whose product is annotated as archaelysin family metallopeptidase 2. The coding region runs from base 252 to 1334 and encodes 360 amino acids. Gene Ontology annotation, biological process: proteolysis. The transcript has 9 exons. Gene Ontology annotation, molecular function: metallopeptidase activity. The record is from RefSeq and is a predicted model, not a curated record. NCBI's taxonomy places the organism in Eukaryota, Metazoa, Chordata, Mammalia, Chiroptera, Molossidae.